This is a messenger RNA of Pungitius pungitius (ninespine stickleback), 1872 nucleotides long. RefSeq names its product interferon-induced protein with tetratricopeptide repeats 1B-like. Gene Ontology annotation, molecular function: protein binding. Gene Ontology annotation, biological process: defense response to virus. The coding region runs from base 154 to 1470 and encodes 438 amino acids. The transcript has 2 exons. Gene Ontology annotation, cellular component: cytosol. The record is from RefSeq and is a predicted model, not a curated record. NCBI's taxonomy places the organism in Eukaryota, Metazoa, Chordata, Actinopteri, Perciformes, Gasterosteidae.
CUGAGAAACAAAAGCCAAGGAAUGUUUUUUCCUCCAGUAUCUGUUACAAUGGAACGUGAACAUAUAAAAACAUCUUGUCACUUACACCAGAGAAGCCGAAGCAGCAUCAACACCAAGAACCAGCCACACUAACGUAGUUGAGGAAACAGUUCAAUGAUGAGUGCUGAUCAGACGCAAACAACACUGAGGUCCAAACUGGAGGCCCUGGAGUGUCACUUCACUUGGGCUCUGGAUCUCAGCAAGAUCUUUGUUUUACGUCUCCACGACAAGCUGGUGGACAUCGGCACGGAGGAGGGAAACAGCUGGCUUGGUCACAUCUACAACCUGAGGGGGUUCAUUCAGUGCAAGCUGGACUCCACCGAAGACGCCCUGAGUUUGUUCCUCCAGGCUGCAGAGGCCUUCCGCCAGAUGAGAGGGGCAGAUGAAGGUCCCUGGUUGGUGGUGAAUUACGGGAACCUGGCUUGGCUGCACCACCUCCUGGGAGACCAAGCAGAGAGCGAGGCUUACCUUUCAAAGGUUGACGUCCUGAAGAAGAAAUACCCAAUUCCAUCAGAGGACGAGCUCCAUGCAGAGCUCUACGCUGAAAAAGCCUGGACCCUGAUGAUGCUCGACAUAGAACGAAAGCUGGUGUCAGAUUACUUCCAGAAAGCCGUCAGGAUGCAGCCUGACAUGGUGGAGUGGAACACCAGUCACGUCAUCGGGUUAGCGAAUGCUUUUAUACGAGGCAGCACAGAUAUGGAGGCCGACAUGGAGGCCGACAUCUUGGAUAAAAUGAGAGACGCCAAGGAACAGGAUCCAGAGAAUUUGUACCUUGCUGCUUACUACCUGCAGCUACGUGCAAUGAAAGGGCAAGACGUUAAAGACGAAGCACAUGAGUUAGUCGAAAGUGUUUCAAUGAACCCUUUCAGCAGCUACAGUGGUAUGAGAGCAAUACUUCACGUUUACAGAACCUGUAAAUUAAUUGAUGAGGCCAUUGAUUUGGCAGCAAAGGCUGUGGAAAACAAUCCAGAAGAACGUUAUCUGAAGAAAUUUGCUGCACUAACUCUCAAAUGGAAGAUCAUUUAUUUCAGCAAGUGUGGCGUAGAUGAGAGCAUGAUCGACAGAGCAGUCAGUCUCCACAAGGAGGUGAUUUCUCUUUACCCUGAUUCUUCAAUUGUGGAGGAAAUAGACCUCGCAAACAUAUAUGCAAAGUCCAAUCACAGGCAGAAUGAAGCUAAAUGUUUGUUCCAAGAACUGCCCGAAAGGAAGCUGGAACUUGCAGAGAAACAGGUGCUUUACAACCACUAUGCUCAAUAUCUCUUCCACGAUCUAAAUGAUAGCAACCAGUCAAUAGAUUAUCACAUGAAGGCAGCAGCAAUACCGAUAAAAUCCUACUGUCGUGAGAACAGCAUCAGAGCUCUUGAGAAGAUUAAAAACAAAGGCGGGAACCGAAAGUGUAGAGAAAUAAAGGAGUUUCUGAAAAACCUAUAAGAGCCAUAGUGGGUUAUUUUUAUACUGGUCCUAUAUCUGGAGAAGUUAAAAGUAUUGCAUUACCUAAAAAAAAUACUUAAAAAAAAGAAAUUAAUCUAUCCUUUAAAAAGCUUUUCUGCUAGUGUUUACACUUUGGUAGUUUAUUGGAAGCAGUACACUCAAUGUGUGUGACAAGCUGCAUAAUUCAAUAACGGUGGUCUUUCAAAUAAAUGUCUAAAUGUUUUUGCCAUUAUAUGAUAUCACAUGGUUUAUUACAAUAUAUAUUAAUCAGAUGUAAUGUCUAUUAUAUUCCUGUUUUUUUUCUCCUCUCAGCUCUCUAUUUUAAGGUUUUUGUAAGAAUAUUACUACCACCACUAUUAGCUGAAUAGGAAAGCUGCUUUGCUGUCUGCCUUUGACUUCUAC